AUUUUAUGAAACGACAGAAAAGUUCAACUUUUGGUGAGAUAGCGCCAGCAAAGAGGAAAAGGAUACAUAAACGUAUAUCCGAAAGCGAUGACGAAGCCAACUGGUCAGGACAAGAAGACAACGUUAUAGGAGAAGAACUUGGUGACGUUACCCAAAAGAAGCCCAAACAGUCGGAACCACCCAGUCCCAAGGAAUCUAUUGUGAAGUCAAAGAAAUACUUUCAAAAAGGUCCUUGGAAGCACACCAUUUCACCCCCUAACAAAGGAAAGAAAGCUGUACCAACGGGUAGUCCUGAAAGUUUACAAGGACUUACCUUUUGUAUAACUGGUGUUUUAGAUUCUCUAGAACGCGAAGAAUGUACCGACCUCAUUCGUUCUUUAGGGGGAAGAGUAGUUUCUUCGCCCAGCAAAUCUGUUAAUUUUGCUGUAGUAGGGUUGGAACCGGGAGAGAGUAAAAUGGCGAAAAUUGCUAGUUUGAAGAUUCAAGUUAUUGAUGAAGAUGGACUGUUUGACUUGAUCAGGGCAAGGUCAACAGCAAACAUUUGGAAGGGACAAGUCGAGACCAAAACAAAAUUGGAGGAGACCAAACAAAAGAAGCCAACUAUUGAUAACAAUAUUGCUCAGAGUGCUACUUGUUCUGAAUUGUGGACAUACAAAUAUGCACCUUGCGAUCUGUCAGAGUUAUGUGCCAAUCCUGGGGCUAUCAAGUCAUUAAAAGAAUGGUUGGUUAACUGGAAAGCUGCUUCUUUAUCUCAGGAAGGCUCCAAAAACAAAGGAAAGAGUAGUCCCAAAGCAGUGCUUCUUUCGGGGCCUCCCGGAAUUGGCAAAACGACAGCAGCAUUAUUAGUAUCGAAGGAGUUGGGCUACUUUCCUAUGGAAUUUAAUGCAAGCGACACCAGAAAUCGUGCAAUUGUUUCUUCUACAGUCGGCUCAGUCAUAAAUAAUCAAACUCUCAAUCAAUUCGGAAAAGAUAAGACUACUAGUUCAGUAAUCAUUAUGGACGAAGUGGAUGGCAUGUCAGCUGGUGAUCGAGGUGGAAUUCAAGAACUCAUUCAACUGAUUAAGAAAACUUCGGUUCCUAUAGUGUGUAUCUGUAAUGAUGAUUCUAGUGUGAAAGUUCGGUCUUUGGCGAAUUAUUGUCUCAAGCUGAAAUGGAGACGUCCUUUGGCAAGUCAACUUCGUAGUCGUUUGUUGGAAAUAUGUAAAAAGGAAGGAUUUGAAAACGUGGACACACAAACCUUAGAAAAGAUCGUAGAGAGUUGUCAUGGUGACAUGAGACAGAUUCUCAACUUGUUACAGAGCUGGAGGUCGCACAGUAGAAAUUUGACUUACUCGGAUGUUUUGGAAAGAAUGAAACAGGACGGAAAGACUUAUGAAGAAAUGAGUAUUUUUGAACUGGUGAAAAGUCUUUUUUCUCCUGGAGAGUGGUUAAGUCGACGUUUGGAUAACUAUUUCAUGGAUCCAGAUUUGAUGCCUUUGAUGGUUGCAGAAAAUUACAUAAUUAGCAGAGAAGCGUCAGAUUUAAAGAAACUUGUUGAAGCCUCAACGAGCAUUGCAGAAGGAGAUAUUUUCAAUGAUUUGAUUCGUCGCCAACAAGCUUGGAACUUGAUGCCGGUACAAGCAUUAUUCUCUGGAAUUUAUCCUGGACAGUUGCUUCAGGGACCAUUUGGAGAUAUGAUUCACUUUCCUUCGUGGUUGGGAAAGAAUUCUACUCGCUCCAAAAACAAACGCUUAACCAUGGAGUUACAAAUGAGAAUGAGUAACAAUAUAUCGGGUUCUUUCCAUGCAUUCCUGUUGGAAUAUCUCCCUUGUUUGCGAAGCAUAUUAUCGGCACCAUUGGUGAAUAGCAAAGAUGGUGUUUCAGAUGUGAUAGAGAGGCUAGACGCAUAUUAUCUCUCCAAGGAUGAUUGGGAUACUUUGAUGUCAUUAAGUUUAGAACAAAAAGGUCACACUGAGUUGGAUAAAAUUCCAACUGCUACGAAAACUGCUUUUACGAGGGAAUACAACAGCAGAGAUCAUAGAGUUUCUACCGCUUCUGCCAUAAGAGUACAUAAAGUGAACGAAAGCGCUUUAGUGGAAGAAGGAGAGUCGAUGCAAGAGGAAACUGAAGUGGUCAAAAAGGAGGAAGACGUUCAAGAUAUGACUUUGCAUGAUGAGGAAGAGAUCGCUUCCAAGUUGGUUCGUUCGAAAGGACCAAGUUCCUCUUCGAAGGUAUCCAGCAAGAAUUCCAAAACGGUGGAAAAAGGUAUGAGGAAGAACAAAAAGAGCACGGGAAAGAAGUGAAGAAAAAGAAUGAAGAUUCAAUAUUUUCCAAGUUUGUAAUCUCUUAUUCGAGACUCGUUAUUGAACAAAGACACAAUUCAGACUCCAAGUCAAAUGGAAAAUCAGUAGAGUUUAUAAACAGGAUUGUUUUCAA
Galdieria sulphuraria is the source of this 2415-nucleotide messenger RNA. Its product is annotated as replication factor C subunit 1. Gene Ontology annotation, molecular function: ATP binding; DNA binding; ATP hydrolysis activity. The transcript is spliced from 5 exons. Gene Ontology annotation, cellular component: nucleus; DNA replication factor C complex. The record is from RefSeq and is a predicted model, not a curated record. Lineage: Eukaryota; Rhodophyta; Bangiophyceae; Galdieriales; Galdieriaceae. The coding region runs from base 6 to 2282 and encodes 758 amino acids. Gene Ontology annotation, biological process: DNA replication; DNA repair.